AUGAUAUAUAUUACAUUUAAGAAGUUGUAUUAUGAGAAGUACUUUCCGGCGCCUAAGCGGAGGGAACUAAAGAAAGAGUUUGAUGGGUUGAAGCAAGAAAUCAUGACAGUUACAGAGUAUGAGAAUAAGUUUACAUCGCUUUUGAGGUUUGCACCGGGGAUUGCUAAUGAUGAGGAAGGAAAGUUAGAGAAAUUUGUUGAUGGUCUUAAUCUCACAAUCAGGCCAAUUGUAGUUGCUUCAGAACUGACAGAGUAUGCAAAAGCAGUGCGAAAUGCCUUAGUAGUUGAGGCUGAAAGCAGGGACAGUAAGGCUCUUAGGGAAUCCUACAAGCACAACUGGGGUAUGAGUGCUUUCUCCGAGGGUCAAUCAAGUAAGAAGCAGAAGCAUGAGCAGUCAGGGUUCAGAGGACAGCAGCCAGUCAGAUCCACCCCCACAGCUUCAGUGUCCAUAGGGUCUUCUACACCGAAUGUUACUUGUUUUAGAUGCGGACAGCUGGGACAUUACAAGUCCCAAUGCACUCAGACACAGGGCCAUAGGGUGAAAGAUUGUCCACAGCGGGGCAGUGGUUUGGGCAGAGGUGGAGGUUCACAGCAGAGACAGAUGCAGUCUGCCACACUAGUUCAGUCAGGGUUUCGACCACCACUACCACCUCAGCCGUCUCAGCCAGCUAUGUCAACCCAGAGUUCUCGACCUGGUAGGGGAGCUUCUUCGAGUGCACCCACUCAGCAGUCUGGCUAUCAGGCAGGCAGUUCUCAGGGGCAAAGGACCCAGGGUCGCGUGUUUGCACUCACUCCAGCCGAGUCACCAUCCAGUCCUUCAGUUGUAAGCGGUAUGUUUCUUGUGUCCCAUUCUUGGGCUCGUGUAUUGUUUGAUUCCGGUGCUUCUUAUUCAUUCAUUGCUUCAUCAUUUGCACGGGCAUUGGGUUUGGAAGUCAGUCAAUUAGACAGACCGCUUUGUGUUGACACGCCUAUCGGGGGUUCAGUUGCUCUUAGUAGAGUUUGUAGGAGUUGUUCCAUCACAAUUGCCGGACGUGUUCUUAAGUUCGAUCUCAUCAUUCUCGAGAUGACGGGAUUUGACGUCAUUCUUGAGUUGAACUGGUUAUCAUCCUUCAGAGCUGUCAUUGAUUGUUUCAGGAGCAGAAUUUCAGUGUGUACCCCGGAUGAGGAUUGUUUCUGUUUUGUGGGAGAUCGGUGCGAUCCUCUCACUCAUUCAUUUUAUGGUGUUAGGGGUCGGGAUCGGCAGACAUUCUUCUUGGUUAGUCUUUUCGCCAAUGAUGACGUUGAGUUUUAUGAGGUUGAUUAUCCAGCGGUUGUGCGUGAUUUUCUAGAUAUGUUUCCGGAGGACUUGACUGAGUUGCCUCUACACCGAGAGGUGGAAUAUGCUAUUGAUUUGAUGCCUGGUACCGCGCCAAUCUCUAUGGCACAGUAUCGUAUGUUUGUGGUAGUUUUCGUGGAUGAUAUUCUUGUAUAUUCACGGACUCGGGAGGAGCACGAGGUUCAUUUGAGUAUAGUGUUGCAGAUUCUACGGGAGCACCGUUUGUAUGCCAAGUAUGAAAAUUGUGAGUUUUGGCUACAAGAGGUGAAAAUUUUGGGACAUGUUGUCUCGGAAUGUGGGGUUUCAGUUGAUCCUUCAAAGAUAGAGGCAGUUUUGAAUUGA
Cornus florida is the source of this 1656-nucleotide messenger RNA. RefSeq lists its product as uncharacterized. The transcript has 3 exons. Gene Ontology annotation, biological process: proteolysis. NCBI's taxonomy places the organism in Eukaryota, Viridiplantae, Streptophyta, Magnoliopsida, Cornales, Cornaceae. Bases 1 to 1656 code for a protein of 551 amino acids. The record is from RefSeq and is a predicted model, not a curated record. Gene Ontology annotation, molecular function: nucleic acid binding; zinc ion binding; aspartic-type endopeptidase activity.